GCGCUCUGGCGCUGCAGUCGUCAUAAACACGAAUCGGUGAUUUGGGUUCGGCUUUUACACGACACGUGUUUUAAAAGCUGGAAAAGUGACCAAAUAUUUACGCCUAACCUUAUUAAACUAGGCCAAUUUUUAUUCAAAUUGAGAAAUGAGUUCCAAGAUGAGUGGCUUACGGGGUGCAAGACGAGGAGUGGUGCCGGACGACUGCCCGAUCAAUGUCGUGCAGAUCAGCGGCUUGCCUAUGAUGAAAAUGAUCAAACACUGCCACGAGGAAGGGUCUGGCGCCGUCGAUGUGGCUCAGGGCGCCCUUCUUGGGCUGGUCGUCGACAAGCGUUUGGAGAUCACAAAUUGCUUUCCUUUCCCUAAGCAAGAUGACGCAGCCGAUGAAGGUCUAGAUGACCAGUAUCAGCUGGCAAUGAUGAGAAAGUUGAGGAGAGUGAAUGUCGACCACUUGCACGUUGGAUGGUACCAGAGUGCUGAUGUUGGCAAUUUCAUCAGCCUUCCCUUGCUGGAGUCUCAGUAUCAUUAUCAGAAUUCCAUCGAUGAGUCUGUGGUCUUAAUUUAUGACACACAAAAGACUGCCCGAGGUUUCCUUUCCGUGAAGGCCUACCGACUCACCCCUCAAGCCAUAGCCAUGUACAAGGAAGAAGGCUUCACUCCUGACGCCCUAAGGAAUUUGAAAGUUGGCUACGAAUCCUUGUUUAUCGAGGUGCCUGUCAUCAUGAAGAACUCGACGUUGUCCAACAUUCUUCUUAACCAACUGUCCGAUAUGGUGCCUGAGGAGGAUGGACUUGGUUUCCUCGAUCUUGGAACCUCUUCUGUUUUGGAGAGCCACAUGAGGAGUAUGAUGGAGCGAGUGGAUGAAUUGAACCAGGAAGCCAUCAAGUUCAACCGAUACCAGCAGCAGGUGCUCCGCCAGCAGCAAGACAAAUAUAGAUAUAUGCAGAAAAGGGCGCAAGAAAAUGCAGCCAGGCAAGCUAAGGAUGAGCCUCCUCUGCCGGACGAGGACAUCAACAAGCUCUUCCGUCCGAUUCCAACUCCGCACAGGCUGAACCCUAUGAUUGUUGCUGGACAGGUCAACGCCUACAGCUCCCAUGUGGCCCAGUUCUGUUCUCAAGCUAUGGCUAAGUUGUUUGUCACACAGUCUCUGCAGAAGGCUAAGGAAGUCACUGGAACCUCCAAAUCUGCACAGUAAAGGUAUAAUAGCAACUCAAAAUUGAAAUUUGUAUUGCUUUAAAUAUAAUUCGGUAUUAAUAAUGAAA
Neocloeon triangulifer is the source of this 1259-nucleotide messenger RNA. RefSeq names its product eukaryotic translation initiation factor 3 subunit H (gene eIF3h). Gene Ontology annotation, molecular function: translation initiation factor activity; metallopeptidase activity; protein binding. Lineage: Eukaryota; Metazoa; Arthropoda; Insecta; Ephemeroptera; Baetidae. The record is from RefSeq and is a predicted model, not a curated record. Bases 146 to 1192 code for a protein of 348 amino acids. The transcript has 6 exons. Gene Ontology annotation, cellular component: eukaryotic translation initiation factor 3 complex; cytoplasm; eukaryotic 43S preinitiation complex.